This is a messenger RNA of Psilocybe cubensis, 3537 nucleotides long. RefSeq names its product Histone acetyltransferase. Gene Ontology annotation, molecular function: histone H3K56 acetyltransferase activity. The transcript has 3 exons. Lineage: Eukaryota; Fungi; Basidiomycota; Agaricomycetes; Agaricales; Agrocybaceae. Gene Ontology annotation, biological process: DNA damage response. Bases 1 to 3537 code for a protein of 1178 amino acids. The record is from RefSeq and is a predicted model, not a curated record. Gene Ontology annotation, cellular component: nucleus.
AUGGCGGAGCCCUCGACGAGCACUAGCGCUAGCGCGAAAAAGGACAAGGAGGGCAAGGACGGGGAGGCGGAGGCGGAGGCUAAUGAGCGGAGUCUCCGGGACCAUAUCCUGGAGGCGCUGGCGGGGGUGCCGGGGACGCGGGACUUUCACCUGCACGUCCUGGUGUCGUCGCCGCGCAAGGCGGGGACGAAUAUAUCUGUGAGCGGGACGACGACGACGACGACGACGGUGUUUCCGUUUGCGAAGCCGCGGCCACCGCGCAUAUAUGUGCAGGAUAUCCUGCUGUUGCUUUCUGAGCAGGUGGCAGACGGGCCGAGGGUGCUGGUGAGCGCUGUGGAGGCGUACACGUAUGUGGUGCCGAGCACGGAGUGUGUGGUGUUGUAUGUGAGCAAGGUGGACUCGACGGGGCAUGGUGCGCGCGGGGAGAUGCCGUCGCCUACGCGAACGCUGGUGCAGGCGCUGCUGGGGUAUUACUUGGACCCAGAGACGCGUCCUGUGGAGGCGCGACACGUGUGGGUGCAGCUGUUUGCGCGGGCGCAGACGCAGUACCUGUUCCCAAACUCUGGGGAGUGGGAGGGCAAAAAGCCACUGAGCGACAAGCGACUGUGUUUGUGGUGGCGACGAGUGCUGGGAGAGGCGGCGAGGGCGGUGGGGAAGAAGGAGGGCGUGCGGACCAAGAUGUACUAUGUGCUGCCUGGGUACAGCGCGGAGGAGGCGGCGCAUGCGCUGGGGGGCGCGGGGGAGGGGUGGAUGUACGGGCACCCGUACGCGCAGAAAGAGAUCCCGCUGCCGUGCGCGCGGCCGAGCGAAGGACACAACCUGGGCCACUACAUCCCGUCGUUUGAGGACGACCCAAAGGCGCGAUUCAUGGACGAGAUGGCGUACACGACGGACGGGGAGAUCCGGUCGCCGGUGCGGAAGCGGGCGCGGACAGAGACAGGGACGACGGCGCACACUACGGAGGACAGCCGGCCGCUGGGUGAGCUGAGCACGGUCGGGGUGGAUGAGUUUUGGGAGCGCAUGUCGUUUCGGCAAGAGUGUGUGGCGGGAGCGGUCACGGGGUUCUUUACGGUGCUGGUAUCGAGCGGGUGCAAGAAGCGGGCAGGGGGGCCACUUGCGCCGGGGCGGGGGCAGGUGUCUGUUGGACUGAAGAAGCGGGUGCUGUCGACGCUGAUGACAGGGGUCGAGUUUUCGACUGCAGAGCGGGCGAUUGCAGCAACAGAGACGGUGGAGGGCGCGAUCCGGGGCUUGUGCGAGGACAUGAGCCGGGCACGGACGCCGCCACCAAGGACGAACAGACGGCUGCUGGAGCCGCCCAAGACGCCGCCUCGGAAGCGGGGGCUGGCGGAGGAGGUGUCGCCGAAUCCGUUCCCGGAGCCGGUUGCGUCGGUGUCCACUUACAGAGAGUCUAUUUACGGGCUAGUGAGUACGCGCAAUGCAGUGGCGGGGCGUUCUGAAAGCGCUGCAGGAGCAGUUCGGAUGCUCACGGCAUUCAGCAGCCACAUCGACGGCAAUGCUCUUCCCCCUAUUCUCAUGCAUCCAUCCAAGAAGCGCACCAGUGACGAUGUCCGCGUCAAGGACGAGUCUCCCCCGCCAGAUGAUCUCCCUAACCAGGACCCCUCUCCCUCUCCCUCCAGCACUGUCCCUCUGAAAAAGCGCCGCGUCACUCUCAGCGGCCCCACCGCGCCCCAUCCCCUCCACAUCGACACCACCGCCCCCGCCCCUCCCCCGCCCUCCCACCAGCAGCGCAACGACCAUGCCGCCUCCACUCCCAUCUCCCCCGUCGUCAUGGGAUUCACCAUCCAGCGCGACAAUCCCGACGCCAUCGAGCAGGUCCGCUCCAUGAUCUCUCUCAAGCAGAAGCAAAAGGCCCUCAUCGAGGAGCGCCGUGGCAGCGCAGCCGGCAUCCUCUCUCCUACUGCUACCAAUCCCCCGCCGAAUCCUCUCCAGUCUGACCGCACCCGCCGCAGCCCCAACAAUCAAUCCAGGCGCCCGCCCCGCCCCGCCAGUCCACAGCCGACUCCUAUGCAGAUCCAGCAGCAGCAGCAGCAGCAAUCUCUUCAUCCCCAAUCGCAGUCAUCCCAACCCCAACCACCCCCGCCGCCUCAGCACUCCCUUCCCCCGCCCCCAAUCAGCUUCGCACGCCGCCGCGCGGCUCUCUUGGGCGGCAAAAAGAAGCCCGCAGACAUUGUCAUCAGUCCCCGCGAGGCCCAUACCCGCGACCAGCUCGCUCCUGCCAUCCAGAGCGCACCUCCAGUCCCUCAUGCAGGCGGUCAAUCUGCCUUUUACACUGGUCGUUUCCAGAUGGCUCUCCCCCGUCUCCCCAAUCUCGCUCCAGACGGUAACCAUGGCCCCUCUGUCCGCCGCAUCGCAAGCAACGUGCCCCCAACUCCCACCCGCCUCGCCCUCCACCAGCAGCAGGCCCAUGGGAAUCCUUCUGCGUCUUCUUUGAUGGUGCAGCAACAGCAGCAAAUACCCACCCGUUCUCCUCCUGCUGCCUCCAUCCCCAUCGCCACUUCUCUCUCCUCUGCCGCCUCCAUACCCAUUGCCUCCUCUCUCGUACCCCCAACCCCUACUGCACUCCACAGACCCGGCUAUGGUGGCGACAAGGCUGCUUUUCUCGCCCCCUUUGAGGUUUUCUACGACGCACUCGCAGACUCGAAGCAGCUCAAAUCCUGGCUUGCCGAGCAGCUUGCCAAGAGCACCGCGCUCGCUCAGGGGCUCGCUCAGCAGCAGGAUCGCAUGCAGGAGCUCGUAGACAGCGCAGUCGAGAAGCGCGUUAGCGGUCUCAAAGCCGAGAUGGCCGUACUCAGGAGGCGCGUCGAAGACCUCGAAGGCGCUCUGCGCGUGUCGCAGCCUCAGCAAGGGUAUGCUAUGGCAAGGAGGGGCAGCAUUGACCCAGCGAUCUACAAAAACGGCAUGAGCAUGGGUGCACCAGAGCCGUACACUUUCCCGCCCAUCGCGUCCUCGGCCUCUGCGUCUGCAGCCGAGGGCAGCUCGGGCUCGUCGCGCUUGCGAUUGGAGAGGCCCGAGUCGACUAGGCGGCUGUCGUCGCCUGGCUGGGCGCAGGAGAACGGAAGCGCUUCUGGAUCCGGCGCGGGUGCGGGUGCUUCUGGAGGCGCGUCGACGCCGCGUGGCGGCGGCGGCGCUAGUGGAAGCGGCAAUUCGACCAGUAUGAGAAGCCCGCCCCAUGUUUAUCGGGAGCGCGAGCGUGAGCGUGAGAGGGAAAGGGAGUGGGAGAGGGAGAGAGAGGGAUCAAAUGGGAGUCGGCCUCCGCCGCUGAGUCGACAGGGCUCGUCGCAUUCCGUGCCCAUGGUCGUCGUUACAAGCGAGAGGGAGCGCGAGAGGGACGCAGAGCGUGAGAGAGAACGGGACAGGGAAUACGAGCGUGAGCGCGAGCGCGACAGAGACAGGGAGCGGGAACGAGAGCGGGAACGGGAACGAGAAAGAGACAACCAGACGCGACGCGCAGAGAGUCGGCGCAACUCUAUCGUCAUGGCCGGCCCAGACGAGGAAGAACGCGAACGUGCCAGUUAA